UGGAGCUUCAUCAUUUUUCUUUGUUUGGUGGCAAAGCCUUCAGAAACAGUAAAGCCAAAGAUCUUGAAAGAAUCGAAGUGUUUGUUUUCUAUUUCAGUUGCAUUCAGCUGACAUUUAUUGGGUAAUUAAGACACGAAAGGCAGUGAUGAACAAAAUGUAGCCUCUGUCUUCAGGGAGCUUACCAUCUGAUGGAGGACACAGGCGGUACACCAGGGCCUAGGACACAAUGCAGAUUGCUAAAAUAGAGAUCCAGCAUGCUUUGAGAAGCCAGAGGAAGCUUUAAAAGCCUUCUCAUCCUUUCAUAUAUUAGCCUUCACCAUCGUGUGCCACUUGAACGCAGGUGACUUUUGCCAUAGCUUGCAGUCUAGACUCUGUGGCCAGCCUGGUGUGUGACAUCUACUAGGUGCUAAGUAAACGUUUCUUGAAUGAAUGAGUGAGUGACUGCAAGCGCAUGAAUUGUUGGCCCCUAUCCAAAUGGAAGAGAAGAGAGCAAUGUGGUGGUGCCUCAAGCUCGUUUGAGCUGGUUCAUGAGGGCUUCCCUUGGGUGUUGCCUUUGGACCUAAGUAUCCUUCGCCCUCCUUGUAAGCCCCGCUUUUGACAAAGUGCCUAUGGCACUCCUACUGAUGGGAGCCUCGCUCACUUCACAGAUGGGUAAUCACCUAGGUAUGGAUUGGGGAACCACCUGCCCUUUGGUGGAGAGUUUGCAGUGCUUCUUUUCCCCUGUCGUUGGUGCUUGCUUCUCUCUUCUGUGUAAGGAAGUAGGGCCUGCAAAUCCCAUCGUGUCAUCGUAGUGAGCUGAACUGUAAUUCAGCUCGGUGUUUUCCCCCGAGGUUAAAAUAAAUCCUGGAGACAUGCAGAUUUUGGUCGGUGCCUACUUAUGGAGAGAUUCUGCAAAAAUGGGAAGGGAGAAUCAUCAGCCCCAUCAGCCAGCCACGCCCCUCCGAGCAGCCCUCCUGCUGGCUUGCCUGGUAUUUGCCGAAAGUGCCAGAUCACUAGGGAGCCGGGAGCAGCAGGGCCUCGAUCUCCCGGAUGUGCAUCCAGCUGGCGCUUCAUUGAUCUCCGGUCUUCUUCAUGGGGCAGGUGGGCAGGGUAAUGUGAGCAGAGCCCAGGAAUGCCUUAUGUGGAUCGGCAGAACCGAAUCUGUGGGUUUCUGGACAUCGAGGAGAAUGGGAACAGCGGCAAGUUUCUGCGGAGGUACUUUAUUCUGGACACGCAGGCCAACUGCCUUCUCUGGUACAUGGACAACCCCCAGAACCUGGCAGUUGGGGCAGGAGCCGUCGGAUCUUUGCAGCUGACCUACAUCUCGAAGGUGAGCAUAGCCACCCCAAAGCAGAAACCCAAGACUCCGUUUUGCUUUGUCAUCAACGCCCUCUCGCAGAGGUAUUUUCUUCAAGCCAAUGACCAGAAAGAUCUGAAGGACUGGGUCGAAGCCCUGAACCAAGCCAGCAAAAUCACUGUACCCAAAGUUGGGAACCUGCCCCUGACGACCGAAGUUGUCAAGAGCCUAGCAACUCCUCUGGCCCUGGAGAAGAAGCCCCAGGUGGCCUACAAGACAGAGAUCAUCGGAGGCGUGGUGGUACACACGCCCAUCAACCAGAACGGUGGGGAUGGGCAGGAAGGGAGUGAGCCCGGCUCCCACGCCAUCCUUCGAAGGUCUCAGAGUUACAUCCCCACGACAGGCUGCCGUGUCCCCACCGGGCCCCCCCUCAUUAAGAGCGGCUAUUGUGUGAAGCAAGGGAAUGUGCGCAAGAGCUGGAAACGGCGCUUCUUUGCGCUGGACGACUUUACCAUCUGCUACUUCAAGUGUGAGCAGGACCGAGAACCACUGCGUACCAUAUUCCUCAAGGAUGUUCUCAAGACCCACGAGUGUUUGGUCAAGUCUGGCGACCUGCUGAUGAGGGACAACCUGUUUGAAAUAAUAACCAGCUCCAGGACCUUCUACGUGCAGGCAGACAGUCCAGAAGACAUGCACAGCUGGAUUAAGGAGAUCGGGGCAGCUGUCCAGGCCCUCAAGUGCCACCCCAGAGAAAUGUCCUUUUCUCGAUCCAUUUCUUUGACCCGCUCUGGAAGCUCCAGCCUCUCAGGGGGGCCCAACUCUGUCUUGUGCAGAGGGCGGCCACCUCUGGAGGAGAGAAGGGCCCUCUGCAAAGCUCCCUCCGUGGCUUCCUCCUGGCAGCCCUGGACACCUGUCCCCCAGGCUGGGGAAAAGCUGCUGCCCACUGAAGAGACUCCUGAGGACUCUUUUUUCAUGCCUCGACUUGGGGAGAGCAGUACUUCUGGGGUGCUGCCCAGCUCCCGGAUAAGGCACAGAUCGGAGCCCCAGCACCCCAAGGAGAAGCCAUUUGUGUUCAACCUCGAUGAUGAAAACAUACGGACCUCUGAUGUGUGAUGAGGCGCAGUGCCCAGGAGGGAAGGGGAGGACUCAGAUGUCCAAGGGGCCGUGACUCAGUUUCUCCACCUGCUGGAGGACAGUCGGAGGCCUUCCUGGCACUCACAUCCUUGUGGAGCUCUCUUGGGGGAGGGGAGCAUCCAGCUGUUUUUUUUUUUUUUUUUUAAAUCAAUGCAGUGUUUUUAAUUCGGGAAAGUCACCAGGUUAGACCUGUAGGCUUGCUCAGUGGAGAGCAGGGUGCCUCUUACCUUGACUCUUCCAUGGUCCACCUGGUGAGUGGAGGUUGGAAGUCCAAUUUCAUCCCUAACCAAGUUUUUGUUCCUUGUCCUUGUCUUAUUAGUUUCUUCCCUUUGUUUUCAGGCUGGGUGCAGAACCUUGAGGCCAGUCAUCUGGUUUUAUCCUAUUGCUGUUCAUUGGCUGAAGUUUGACUGUGAAGUAGGAGGGUGGGAACUCACCCAACUGAAACUGGGGGAACCAGUGGGGGACACCCAGGCUCCAGCUUGGCCGGGAUACAUUCUGAGGGGAGGUGUUAAAAUCUGGGCGCUGGUCGGGGGGGGGGCCCUGAAUGUCGACCAGGGCAGAUUCCCCCAACCUCCAGGGGACCUCCAUAGGGGAAGAAAUAGGGACCUCUUGUAAGGAAUGGGAGAAUGCACUCCCAACCCCAGUGCAUCAGCCAGUUUCGGGAAUUACUCUGUUCUCUUUGAGAUGUUCUUUCACCCCAAAUACUGUCGCUGUGAGAGACAGACCUGCCCACCCUGUUGCUGUGUCAGGCCCUUAGGAUGGGUUUAUCAGUGUUCGGUGCUGAGAACAGAACAGACAUUGCCCUUGAUAUGGCAUUACUUGGAAUGUGUGGAGGGUUGAUGAGUGUAUGAUAAUUCACUUGUGUGAUACAUCACAUCUGUAUUUUAGAGUUUGAGAGUUGCUUUAAAGCAGGUGCUGGGAAGAGAUGGAGUUGAGUUCAUCCAGCUAAAAAUUUUUGAUCCAUGUUUUCCAGACAGAAGAAAAGGUCUCUUUUCGCAAAGACAGAUGAUCUUGGGUUCUUGCCUCUCAGCUCUUCUUUCAUGGGCCGAUAGUAGUCUGAUUUUAAGUGCUGUAUAUUGUAUACCUUGGCAGAUUUGCUUUCUUUCUGUUCUUUGUGUUGCCCUUUGGGUGAUGCCUCGUGUCUGUACUUGCAUGAUGAAAUCUUGUCGUCUGACGAGGUUCUACGUUCAUAACAGUGAGGAGAUAACAAAGAUAAUCUUGAGAGAUAUUUAUAUCUUUAAUAAAAUAGAAACUGUGCAGAGAAACAUUGAUUUACAGCCUAUGCAUUGCUGGUUAGAGAUUUCCCAGGUAGAAGAGCAUAGAUUGUAUUUCCCAUCCCGUAUUUUAGGAUGUACCUUCUUCCAUUUGACAAGAGAUCCUAUUUCCAGGGUCCCUGGGAGAAAUUAUCUGUCCAGCUUAUGUGGUGAACUGCUACCAAGGUUCCCUAAAGGGAGGGAGCUUAACUCAGUUCUAUCUAGAACUCUGUAUCAGCUAGAUCAGUUAAUUUUGUCUUUAAAUUAAGAAUUAACGAGUAGAGGAGGAGACUGUGAUCAGAAAAUCCUUAGUGGCUUGAGGGAAAUCUUCUGUUUGUUUCGGGCAGUGUAGUGUCCUUGAAGUCUGUGUCAGGUUGAGAACUUUUCUUGACCGUACUUCUUUGGAGAUAACUUUCACUUAAAUUGUUUGCCCUAGUGGUCCUGGUAUAAAAAAGGAAAUCUGCUCUAGAUUUCUCUCUCUCUCUUUUUUUCCCCUCUUUUCUGCAGCCUCCUGUAUACUUUUGUCCUUAGAAAUCCCUGGUUUGGAGGUUAUUUAUUUAUGAGUGAUCAAGGUGACAACAUACUUCAAGUAGCCUGGUUUCAAGAAGGCAUUACGAAUUCUUAAAGCUCUUUGUCUCAGGUUUCAUCUUCAGAUUUUCCUCAAGAAAAUUCUUUGGCUAGGUGAAAGAAAGUGCACAGAGAAAUGGAACUAACAAAGAUAAAUUAGGACCUUCUGAGAUCUCUGUAAACAUUCCCUGACUCAUGGAAAGAUGUCAUCUGCUGGUGUUUAACUUGUGAAAAUCUACCCAUUUCUUCCUCUUUUAAAUAAACUCUCUGCUCGAUUACUACUGCUAAAUUAAUUGGCCAUUAUGGUAAGCUGAUAUGUUUCUUAUUCAGUAGGGUUUAUUUUGAGAAUGUAUUAAAUUAAACAUGCUUAUAAAUCCAGAUUGUAUUAUCAUAAUAGAGGGGGAACAAGGAUUCUAGUUGGCAGAUACUUGGGAAUUCCAAGUUAGAGCAUUGUUAAUGUAGUUCCAACACCAGAUAAAUAUAAUUAUCUUCAAUGAAGCUUAGAGGCAUUCUCAUUGCCAAAUCUUAUUUCAGAAUUCCUUUCGUGCUCAUAUUUCUUAGCUUCUGGUUAAUUUCACAUCACACCUUUUAAUGUCACUACACAUGUGAGCCAAAGAUGGUGCAUAUACGACCAAAGCAUUUGGUUUCAAAUGUGAAAAAUGGAACCAAAUGGAAAAAACAAGGAGGGGAUGCAAUAUCGAUUAGUAGUUAAGUGCAGAGGCUCUGGAAUAAAUCUGUUUGUUUCGUUUUUUAAAAAACAGGAACCAAAAAAGGUACUGCAUUUUUUUGUGUGUGUGGAAUAAAAACGUUCUCUGAGUUGUGCUGUUUUCAUAAGACUUUUGACAUGGUCUUGACCCACUGUGUGUAACAGCUUCAGGUGUCUCCCCAUAGGUGAACUAUUAUUGUCCACUGUUCUUGAAAGUUAAGGAAUUGCUUGCUCAGGGUCAGCUGAUGGCUGGUGAACGUAGUCUGGCCUUUUGCAUUCUGUGAGAUGACAGUCGUACUAAGGUGUCCAUCAGGUAAAGCGAUCUCAGGUGAAAAUUGCAGAGUUACACAUCUGUUUCUGAAUAGAAUGCUGAGCUCCCAUGAGAAAGAGUCCAACUUCAUAGUUCACUUGAAGCAGAAGGUGGUUUGUUGUUUUAUUUUUUUCCCCCUGAAUGUAACUGUGCUCUGAUAUGGUCUGAAAGGAUCCAAUAAAUAAGUGGCAGAUUCAGUAGUUGAACAGUGGGAUUUGAUAUGUUUGUUUUCACUGUUAACCAGAUAAAUAGACAUAAGGAAGUAGCAGAGUUUUGGAAACUGAGUUUCCCAAAUCAGCUUUGUUUAUAAAGUUUGAACAUGUCAGAAACGGACAGUUUAUUACAUCUUUUCUACCAAUGUCACUUUUUUUCCUUAGUCCCUUUUUCUCUCUGUUACUGCCUGCAGUAGUGAAUUACAGUCACUCAUGCUCGGUAGAGUUUCAAUAAAGAGAUUAUUUGGCCCAAAAACAUACUGUUUGACCCCUUCCCCCGCUGCUCCCCAAGGUGUAGCAUGAUUCUGUGUUUUGAACCAGUAUGUUUCAGCUGUGAAAUGCACUUGUAGGCUGAGCUGAGUGCAUGGAAACUCUUACGCUUCUCAUUUUAAGCGAUCUCCUACUUGGUAUGUAGCAAAAAAUAAUUUUCUAAAACGGUUUUGUCGCUUGUUUUGUAAUAAAAACCAUGUGAAAUACUGAA
Molecule: messenger RNA, 5939 nt
Organism: Delphinapterus leucas (beluga whale)
Lineage: Eukaryota; Metazoa; Chordata; Mammalia; Artiodactyla; Monodontidae
Gene: PLEKHA2
Product: pleckstrin homology domain containing A2
Source: RefSeq, a predicted model, not a curated record